Molecule: messenger RNA, 4657 nt
Organism: Bombina bombina (fire-bellied toad)
Lineage: Eukaryota; Metazoa; Chordata; Amphibia; Anura; Bombinatoridae
Gene: HDGF
Product: heparin binding growth factor
Exons: 7
Coding region: 292-1053 (253 amino acids)
Biological process (GO): regulation of transcription by RNA polymerase II
Cellular component (GO): nucleus
Molecular function (GO): transcription coregulator activity; double-stranded DNA binding
Source: RefSeq, a predicted model, not a curated record
AGGAAGCAAAUCAACGCGAGAGGGGAGAGAUUCAAACACAAACAACUGGAUGGCCACCAUCCCACCACUGGACACCGAAUCCCCCGCCCUCCCCGGACACACACUCCAGCAGGCCUGAAGCGGCGUCCUCGAGUAGUCGUAGUUGCUGCUUUGGAUCAUCAGGCCUCUCUCCUCCCGUGUUUCCUCGGUGUGCACUUACACGCGCGUUGCUUUAUCUCUUCUUGUUUUCCCGCUCUUUCCUUGUGGCCUUCGGAGCUGAAGUGAAGCCAACAGCUCCUGUCUACAGACACCAUGUCCCGAUCCAACAGGCAGCGGGAGUACAAGUGCGGGGACCUGGUGUUCGCCAAGAUGAAGGGAUACCCGCACUGGCCUGCCCGGAUUGAUGAAAUCCCAGAUGCCACUGCAAAGGCCUCUGGUAACAAGUACCAGGUAUUCUUUUUUGGGACUCAUGAAACAGCUUACCUUGGUCCCAAAGAUAUCUUCCUUUAUGAGGAGACCAAAGAGAAGUUUGGCAAACCAAACAAGAGGAAAGGAUUCAGUGAGGGCCUUUGGGAAAUUGAGAAUACACCAGCAGUGAAAGCAUCUGGCUACCAGCCUUCUCGCAAGAAAAGUUCUACCAGAAAGUCUACCGAUUCAAAGUCUUCAAAGGAUGGAGGAAAGACUGCACCAAAGGAAAGUGAAGAGGAAGAGGCAGAUGCUGAUGCAGAAGAAGACAAACAUGAAGAAGACCUUGAGAAGAAGGGAAAUGCAGAGGGCAGCAGUGAUGAGGAAGGGAAGCUUAUAAUAGAUGAGCAGUCCAAAGAGAAGAAUGAAACGGCAGCAGCCAAGCGGAAAGCAGAGGAUGCAGCUGAGAGUUCCCCAAAGAGAGCCAAAGCUGAGGAUGAGAAGGAAGAAAAGGCUGAAAAUGAAGAACCCCAAUUAGAGGCAAAGAAAACGCCAGAUGCAGAUACGGAGAAUAACAGGGAGUCUCCCAAAGCUGCAGACAAUGUGGAAAAAGCAGAGGAGAAGCCAGCAGCAGAACAACCUAACAAAGAUCACAAGGAGAGCCUGUAGCUGUUCGUACAACCAACACCUAAUCUGACUGGGCAGAAUUCUCCUAUCCUCUCCUUUGCUGGGAUCCUGGGUGCUAAAGAAGAGUAUAAAAAAAAAUCUAAAAAAAAAAACGGGGUUUAACUUCAGAACUAAAAAUAUAUUUUAAGAAAAAAAAUAGGGAAUAAAUAUUUCAUCCGCUUGUUAGAUCUGCAACGAAUCCAAAUCAUAAAAUGGAAAGAUUGAAGAACCUCUUCCUGGUAGGAUAAGAGGCAAGUUCUGAUCUGCAUUAAUCAUUAAUUGCGACUUCCUGUCACUUUUUUUUUUUUUAGGUCACAAAUUGUCAUGAAAUUUCAGUUCCAGUGCAUCUACUGCUCAUAGCCAGUUUACCCAUUCAACCCUAGAGGGGCAAAUGUCUGUAUAGCUGUUCAGUAUUUUGCUAAUGUUUUCCUACGUUACACAUCUUGGCCUUUUAACAGGAAUUAUUCUGCCCAGUGUAUGAUAAUGAAGAGAUGCUUCACACUGUGUAUACCUUUAUUGUAUAACCUGUAGCCUGCUUGAGUAAAAGUGGGUAGAAAUCAAACCCAUAAAAACCUUCUAGAGCAUAACGAUGGCUGAAUCAUCUUAAACACAGGCCACAGAUUUGUCAACCUAGGGCAGAGAUGAUUAUAAUCUAUCUCCUGGUUUAAUACAACUUGCAUACGAGGUAUUGCCAUCUUUCUACUUGGAGGAGUGUACAGAUAUUGAUCCUUUCAGCUUCUGAAGAUGGGCUUUGGAAUUCUUGAGUUCAUAGCUUCUGGUCUUGUGCUGCUUUUAGUACUAGCAUAUGAUGCUGCUCUUGCUUUGGUGACUGAUGCUAUAUCAUUAUUCCUCUUCAGCAACUUAGAAAUUUGUGCCCUGCAGCUAGUAUCUAGUUUAGCAAUAUGGAAACUCUAGAUACUGGGUGGAUGUUACCACUAUUUUAUUGUGCUUUUUAAGGCUUGAAACUGCCUAUUUUUUUAAUAUAUUUUUAUCUUUGUUACCAGUUGAAGAACAGACUGGAUUCUACAUAAUUGAAACUGGAUAUUUAAUCUUAUGUUUUGCUUGUAUGCUGUAAACCCUAUACGCAUCCCUACACCUUUUGUGUACAAUAUGUAUGUGUUAAAUUCAUGAACUUGUUAACUGCCUGCAGUGUUUUAGUUUUAUGUUUAUAUGUGUAUAUACAGUGAUAAAAUCAGGCAUUGUCAACAAUUCCAAGGUUGUUUACCAACAAUGAGUCAAAACAUGUUGGGUAUUCUAUACAUCAUCAAAUGUGUUUACACCAUCAGGAUUAUACAUUUUGCAAGAAAAAAAAAACUAUUGCUCUCCAUCCAUGUGUGUUCGUGUAAAUGGGAAUUGGAACAUCCUGCUGUCCUGCUUAAGAAAAAAAAAUGUAAUGAUGGCAUUUCUACUUGGCCUCUCCAACAUCUAAUUGCAAGAACAUUUACAUGUUGAAUACUUAAAGGGACAUUCUACUUAAAAUAUUUUUGCUUAAAGGAAAUUUUUAUUUAAAUUCAAAGACCAUUGUCCUAAUUUCCCUUUCUUGAAUAAAUCAAUUUAUUUUGAAAUGAUCUAUUUUAGAUUAAACAAAUGGGUAUGAUGUCCCUUUAAAACUAAUAGCAAUGUAAAAUGUACUAGUUUAAAAGCUUUAAACUGUCAAUAAGUCCUCUAAAUUGUGAAACCUUUGUCAUUCGUGUUUUCUUGUCCUUGGUGCCUCUUAACUUGCUUUUUCAUAUUUUAACUAAUAAAACCAGCGUAGUUUAGUACUCUAUACAGCAUGUGCAACAAACACUAAAAGGCUUAUGUUUAUCUUGGAGGUAUAAGAGUAAGGCAGGCAAAAGCUUUGCAUUAUGGCUACCAACAUACUAAUACCUUAGCAAAGCACAAAUUACAAUUUAUCUCAUUUUCGGUUUCUAUGGUGUAGUCUUGCUGUGGGGAUUUCUGCUCCAGUUUCUUUAAAGGGGCAGUAAACCUACACAAAUGUUAUAUAAUUCUGCACAUAGUAUAACAUAUAUAACAUUAUUUUAUAAUUAUUUCAAACAAUUUUUAGCAAGAACUUAGAAUUUUGUAUUCCGCCGCUCCUGGCUCUGAGCGGGUCUGUUAUUUACCUUAGCACAUCGCGGCACACUGUCUAGUCACAACCAGCUCGGUCACGCCAUUAAACUCAAUGUAGCUUGCUUUGUUUUAUAAAUUUGGCGCUAUUAUGUUAUAUAAUUCUGCACUAUAUGCAGAAUUAUAUAACAUUGUGUAGGUUUACUGUCCCUUUAAUUUUGACUUUACUGUCCCUUUAAAUAAGCCUCUUCAUUAGUUCUUUGUACAUUUUAAUGUCCAUUUGGGUUUUGCACAGGAAGACCUUUACAAUUUAAAUUUUAUUUUAAUCAUACAUACUUUAUUUUUUAUCUGACCAAAAUAAAUAUUUUUAAAAGCCAAUUGAUAGCAAACCUGUUGGUACUUCAGAGUUAGAUAUAUGCUUUUUGGAGGUUUUGGAUACCUUGCGUUUUGUGGAAGAAGGUGGCCACUUGUGGUGGUUUGCUAUUUUCAGAUCCAAAUUAAUUCCUGUUAAACUGCAACACACUAGGCUCUGUGCAAACCCAAAGCUCCAAAAAUAGCUGAACAGCCGCCUCCUUACACAUUCGGAGGUAUCCAAAGCCUCCAAAUACAUAUCUAGAAUUAUCACUAAAUGUCCAUUAUUUCCCUUGCUGCAGUUUUCUACAGCAGUGAUUUUCAACCUUUUUUUGCCGUGGCACACUUUUUUACAUUAAAAAAAUCUUGCGGCACACCACCAUCCCAAAAUUUUACAAAAUCACACAUUGUAGCCUAAUACAGCAUAUAUAUGUGUGUGUGUAUGUAUAUGUAUAUGUAUGUAUGUAUAUAUAUAUAUAUAUAUAUAUAUGCAAAAUUUAAAGAAAAUGUCACACUGUUGUCAGUCUGCCGCGGCACACCUGAGGAUCUCUCACGGAACACUGGUUGAAAAACACUGUUCUACAGAGAAUAGAUUGCUGUAGCUAUCCCCCCCCCCCCACACACACACACACACAAAUGUCAUAUUGUAAAAUGAUGUUCUGCUGUAUGUAACCUGCAUUAGUGUAUCAUUUCCUUGAUAUGUUGAUAUUGAACUCUAGUCUUUCUGCAGUAGGUAAAAGGAUUUAUUUUCCUCCCAUGAGUUCAUUUAACACCAGGUUGCAGAGUCAUACACCAAGUUAAAUUUCAUGCCCUUUAUCUGCUUAUAAAGGAAUUUGCAUUACAAAGAUGAAUGAAAAGAUUUUGUAGUUAUUUUUAAUAAAACAAAAAGUUGGAAAAAAAUUGGAUUUUACAACAGCUAUGACAUAGCUGGGAAUAUAAUUUUUUUGUUAAUUUUAUAGUCCUCUAUUUUUGUUUAUUAUAUUUGCCCCAAAGUGAAUUGUUCUUUCUUGUGUUUUUUUCUUUCUUUCUAUGUGAUGUAAUCAUUACAUUUUGUAACAUAUAGAGAUAAAUGCUCACCCUUUUGAUUAUUAUAUUUUUUUCUGUGAUGAAGGCAAUUGUUUAAAAGAGAAAAAAAAAGCUUUUGGUAUAGUUCAGAAAACUGUAGACUUCAGUUCUUUAGGACAAAUAAAGAUUAUUAUAAAAUUGA